AGCCUCGUUCUAACCAAUAUGGUUAUCACACGCUCCUCUAAUACUAACUCCAAUCCAGAAGAUAAUCAGGAAAAUCCCUUUGGUAAGGAUCCUCUGGCAACCAUUGCCUCUCGAUUGGCAGCUUUAGAUGUUUUACAAGAAAAGGUGACGGCUCUGGAAGCAAAUUCAUCUCGCCGUAAUAGUGGAAAAGGGAAACAGCGCAAUCGCGCAGAUGAUAGCGAUGAGGAAUAUGAAUCAUCUCGGCGUGCUUCGAGGCUACCACAUGCAAAACUGGAAUUCCCAAAAUUUACAGGAGGCGACCCAAGAGGAUGGGUCCUCAAAGCAGAGAAGUAUUUCCGUUACUAUGACGUUCCAGAGGAUGAUAAGGUGGAUGUGGCUUCCAUGUACCUUGAAGGGGAUGCUUUGGACCUGUUUUCAUGGAUGAGCACUGAGAGAACGUUGUUUUAUUGGGAAGAUUUGGUGAAGGCAUUCCAGGAACACUAUGGUCCACCGGAGUAUCAAAAUCCAGACGAAUACCUUUGUAGUAUCAAACAAAGUGGUACUGUGACUGAGUACCGCUUAGAGUUUGCAAGAAGGGCAUCUCGAGUUGAAAGAUGGCCUGAGCACUGCCUUCUAGGGGUUUUCAUCAACGGCCUCAAGGAAGAAUUGCAACCAGAUGUUCGGCUUCACAAGCCACAAACUGUGUAUAGGGCUGCAAGUCUUGCCCUGGAGUUUGAGAGAAAGCAACCUUCGAGUCGAGGGUCCAGAUCUAAUGCUGCUUUUGGCCCAAAUCGCAGCAACCCACUUUACCCUCAAAAUUAUUCAACACGUGAACAGAAAGGAAGUAUACUGUCGUCAUCGGACCAUCAAAAAACAUUGCCUUCGUCUUCACCCUCUUUGACGACACCUACCAGGAGCUCAUUCAUGGAGUCCGAACGACAACACCGACGCGAAAAGGGAUUAUGUUUCCGAUGUGGCGACCCAUUCAGGCCUGGUCAUCGCUGCUCCAGUUCUUUCUCCCUCAUGGAAAUUGACGACGAGGGAAAUCCAGUGCAGGAGAAGUUGGAUUCUGUGGAAGAGCAAGAAGUUGAAACCUUAGAGGAGGCCGAGAUCUCAUUCAAUGCCAUUCUGGGACGACCUACA
Cuscuta campestris is the source of this 1122-nucleotide messenger RNA. The record is from the annotation of a GenBank genome assembly. NCBI's taxonomy places the organism in Eukaryota, Viridiplantae, Streptophyta, Magnoliopsida, Solanales, Convolvulaceae.